AUCUUUUUGAGUAAUUGUUCAAAUUGAUGUUUAUUAACUAAUCCCAAUUUUAGUUAUAUAAAUAAUAAUAAUUAUACAACCUUUUCAGGAUUGUUGUUUCCUGUGAGUGACAGAGAAGGAAAUAAAUACUUAAAUACCUAUUUUUUUACCUAUAAACUUUUGACAACCGCUGUACGAUCAGGUAGAAAAUGAAAAAGUUUGAUGAUCUUUAUCUCACCUCACCUGUAUUUAUGUUAAAUUGCUCCUAGUACCUAGUAUUUUUCGUUUUGUUUGAAGAUCUGUUCUUAUUAUCUCUGUUAUUAUUUAGAUAUUUAAAACGUUUAGUAAUGUGUUAGCAUAAUUCUGUUUUCAAUAACUUAGUAAAAGAAUAUCAACUAUGUCAACAAUAGAGGAAGACGUUGAAUUACGUGAUUUGGUAUCUCAAACUUUAGAAAAGAAUGGAUGUUUAGCAAAACUUCGGGCUGAACUUAGAGCAAGUAUUUUUCUUGCCUUGGAUGAAGAUCUGAAACUUAGUAAACAUCAACCAUUACAAAAUUUAAGAGUUCAAUCGUAUCUUGAAACAGCAGAAGGAAGAAUAAUGUUUUGUUUGGUUAGAGAAUUUUUAGAAUUUUUUAACCUUCAGUUUACUAUAUCAGUGUACGAACCUGAAUCUUAUUUAGAUAGUAUUUAUCACUAUGAAGGUAGACAAAAAACUGCAAGAGAUUUAGGAUUAGGAAAUAUUGAAGAAUCCACAGUUCCUUUAUUACAACAUCUUCUUAAAAUUGCUCAAGCGGGAAAUAAUGUUUUAGAUAUAAAUUUGAAUUUAGACAAUAAUAUUAGUGGCAGCUUUAAAGAUGAAUCAGUAGAUAUCAAUAGCAGCUAUAAGAAGACUGAAAUGGAUGGUAAUUCACCUACGAUAACUUCAAAUACGACACAAACUCAGAAGAAGCUAAACUCAACUUUUGAUGUAAAUGCACUUGAUAGUCAUAUUAGUAAACAUACUAGACAUACAAAUGAAGUAAAAUCUAAUGCACCAGAAACUGUGAAAGAAAAAAAUUUCAAAGAUAGUAGCUCAGCAGUUGAUUCAAAUAUUUCUAAUUCUAACAACACUAGAAAUCUUAAUGAUUUAAAAUUAAUUAAUGUAGAACAUGUGACAGAUGAGCUAGGCAAGAAAAAAUUUAAUCUUGAUGAAACUUUUGAAGUUAAUAUUCCUGACAAUAAUCACAUUGAUAUUAAUAAAUCGAAUGAUAAUAAUGCAAAUCUGAAAAUACAUCAAACUGUAAAUGAAGAUGAUACAUACGAAGAUACUAGUUCUAUUGCAGAGGAUAGUGAAAAUGGGAUUUACUCAAGUUUAAAGGUAACAGAGAUGGCAGUUAAUUUAGUGCCUAGGAGUGACUUAAAUGUUAAUAAUAUAAAUGAAUCCAUAACACUUUCUAAAGCAAAAAUAGAAAUUGAAAAAACAAAAUAUGUACCUCAAAGGCCGAAAACUAUAGGUUGUCAUGUAGAGCUACCUCCCCUUCCAGUCAGUAAUAAGACUAAAUUAAAGAAUCAGAUUUUGCCAUCAUUAUAUAAUAAAGAUUUUAAAGAUAAAACAAAUUUAAAGGAAUUGGAUAAACUAUUUCAUAUGGAGGCUGAAUAUGAAGAAGACUUUAUGUGUAAUAAUAGCAAUGAAAUUUCUAUUAGUAAUUCUAGUAUACCAUCAGUUGAGUCUAAAAAUAGUUUAUCGAUUCAUGUAAAAUCUGAAGUAUCUUCUGUUAUUGAUGAACCACAUACUUCUGAUAUGUCAAGUGAAAUAAUACCAUUUAAAGGGGUAGAGAACAAUAUGUCAAAAGAUAUAGUAAAAACUACAGAAAAUGGAAAUUCUAUAAUGGAGCACUCACUCUCUGAAUAAUAUGUUUUGCUAAAAAGUACUCUAUAAGAACAAAUUUGUGACUAGUUAGCAAAAUACUCGUAUAUAUGUAAUACUGCUUUACAUUUAUAUAACUAUAAGAUUAUCUGUUUUUAAUAUUUUUAUUACAGUAUUGCUCAGAUAGUUGAAAAAAUUGUGCCUAAAAUUUAACUGUCCAUAUUAGAUUUGGAAGUGCCUUGAAAUGUUAACUAUACUACAUGCUCUUGAAUAAGAAAUAAAAAUGAUUAUCAAUUUCUGUAAACCUAUUUAUACAAAGGAAAUUGUAAUAGCUAAAACUAUUUAUUAAAGAUAGUCUCUCCUUAUUUAUAUACAUAUCAAUAAUAAGCCGUUAUCGUGCCAUAGUUCGGUUUAACAUUCCUUUAUUUUCAGUACUUAUUAGAUACUAAUCAGUUAGCAAUUUUUAUUUUUUUUAUGUGUGCCUUAAGAGUUUGUGAUUUUUUUAAUGGACUUAAGUUAUUUGUAAUAAACAUAAUGAGAAAUAAAGUGUUUUUAUUUCUAAACAAUAAAA
Messenger RNA from Sitophilus oryzae (rice weevil), 2396 nucleotides. Its product is annotated as bromodomain-containing protein DDB_G0270170-like. The transcript is spliced from 3 exons. Gene Ontology annotation, biological process: microtubule anchoring. Gene Ontology annotation, cellular component: centrosome. Bases 377 to 1870 code for a protein of 497 amino acids. The record is from RefSeq and is a predicted model, not a curated record. NCBI's taxonomy places the organism in Eukaryota, Metazoa, Arthropoda, Insecta, Coleoptera, Curculionidae.